GAACACAAGCCGAGGCUCCUCACUGAGAGCGAGAACCAGGAAGUGAAAGUGUACACAUGGAGGGUGUGUCUUUUCCUUCCACUCUAUCUUUUAUUUAAAAAAUAAAGUCCUCCUUGGAUAAAGAAUGGGGGACGCCGCGAAGGCUAAACGGCGGGAGCAGCUGAAGCGCUGGGCCGGCUCCUGCACCGACAGAGAGCCCGCCGUGCCUAGGCGGAGGUGGCGGGGCGAUGCCGAGGAUGGUGAGGAGUCGGAGGCCGUAAACAACGAGCAGCCGAGGGACCAGUGUGUCGGUGGAGACGGCAGUGAUACAAACAGCAGGGAGGCCUCCGAGCCGAGCAGCCACCUCCUCAAACGACGGAGGAGAGUGACGUUUGACCGGGCUGCCGAGUUCCUGGCUGCCUGUGCCAGCGGGGACACCGAGGAGGCCCAGGAGAUGCUCAAGGAGGCGAGGGACACCAAAAAGAGGAAUGGGGAAGAUCUGUCUGACAUUAUUAACUGUGCCAACGCCGAUGGCAUCACUGCCCUCCAUCAGGCUUGCAUAGAUGGCAGCAUGGAGAUGGUGUCCUUUCUUUUGGCGCAAGGUGCCAAUGUGAACCAGGUUGACAGUGAGGGAUGGACGCCACUGCAUGUAGCUGCUUCCUGUGGCCAUGUGGACAUUGCAGAUUUCCUUCUUCAGGAGAGUGCAUCUCUCUCUGCUGUCAACUGCGAUGGUGAUGUCCCUCUGGACAUUGCUGAGGACGAGGCCACUGAGUCUCUUCUUCAGGAGUACACGCUGAGACAGGGUGUGGACUUAGAGGCAGCCAAGCGGCUGGAGGAGGAGGAGAUCAUGAGAGAUGCUCGGACCUGGCUGACCGAGGGCCCACCCGUUGACAUACGUCAUCCCAGGACCGGGGCCACCCCACUGCAUGUGGCUGCAGCCAAGGGCUACCUGGAGGCCAUCAAGCUGCUGUGCCAGUGUGGGUUGGAUGUGUCGGCUAUCGACUGUGACGGCUGGACGCCUCUCCACGCCGCAGCGCACUGGGGGCAGGGGGAGGCCUGUCGCAUCCUGGCUGAACAGUUGUGCAAUAUGGAGGCUCGCAGCAACGGGGGUCAGACGCCAUUUGAUGUUGCCGAUGAAAGUGUCGAGGCACUCCUGGAAGAAUUAUCACAGAAACAAGCCAAUUGGCGUAAAGAACAGUCCAUAUUGGACAGACAAAACCAAGCAGGCUCCACUGCUGCAAAUGCUCAAAGCAAACGUCGGAGGAGCUCUGUGUGCAGGAUGAGCAGCAAAGACAAGAUGAACGUGCAGGACCAGUCCAAAGAGCGAGGCGUGUCCGGCGGCCUGGAGCUGAGCGAGGAGAGAGAGAGCAGCCCUGAAAGCUCCACUGUGUCCAGCCCAGACAGUGAGAGUGUGACCACGUCCACAGUCAGCCCCGCUGAUAAAACUCCAGAGGAGAGAGAUGAGGAGGAGAAGGAGCAGGACAGGGCUAACCGCACAGCACGAGUCCAGCCCACUCCUCAGAAGAGGGACGCCAUGGCUGAGAGUCCCAACACCCCCAACACUGACAGGCGCAAGUUCCAGGCUCCAGUCAGGGACGAGGAGUCUGAGUCUCAGAGGAAAGCGCGCUCUCGCCUAAUGCGCCAGUCUCGUCGCUCCACGCAGGGAGUGACUCUAACAGACCUGAAAGAGGCAGAGAGGAGUGUGAGCAAAGCCGCUGAUCCGCCGCCUCGCACCAUCCAGCCUGUCAGCCCCAUCGUCACUCUCACACCUGCGGAGAGGGAUACCGACCCAGUGAAGCAAGUGGAGCCGGAGGGAGAGACCCGGCUGGGAGUGAGGGACAGGAGGAGAGCGAGGAAAGAGAGACGCUCCACAGGGAUCGUGCAGAUGGAUGCAGAGAAUGAAGAUGAGGAUGAUACAAGCCGCACAGACAAUACGCAUGGUAACAGCACUUCCAAUGAAAGUCAACAGGGAGACUCGUCACUUGACUACAGAACGCUGUACCUGGCAGUACUGCAGGAGAACUGUUUGCUCAAAGACAAGCUGCAGGAGACAGAGCUGCUGCUCAGCCAGAACAAAGUGGAGCUGGAGAGACUCCGGCAGAGUCAGGAGAGCAGCACAGAGAGACCGGCCCUCCUGGAGCUGGAGCGCUUUGAGAAGCUGGCACUUCAGAAGAAAGCAGUGGAACUGGAGGAUGAAUUGAAGGUUCUGGUGGACCUCAGAGCAGACAACCAGAGGCUCAAGGAUGAGAACGCCGCUCUCAUUCGAGUCAUCAGCAAACUGUCUAAAUGAACCUCGGAAAACCCAAACAAGUGUUAAAGGAUUCCUCUGUUGCCCAACUCACAAGAUACAAACCAGGAUCAGAGAGCCCAGCAUCUCUGAUUCAAAACAACAAACAAACAAAAAACAAAAAAAAACAACAAGAGACAUUGCUCAGUAACUGGAACAGGAGGUAGAUUGCGGGGUUAUUUUCCUGUGGUUGGUGCCUCUAUGUUUUGGCAAAUCUACUGUAUAACAAGCUCAACUGCACCUCCUAUGUGUUUACUGGGUACUUUAGGGUAUUCCUGUUUAAGUCAGUUUUUAUGGUAUUUUUUUAACUGGAAUAUUUUAUGUGCUUUGCUCCAUUACUUUGUUGUAGGAAUUAUGUAUUGAGAGACUUAAAGCCAUGCACAGUGCAAGCUCAGUAAUGUUUUAGAGAGCAUACUACUAGACCUCUGAGAGAGGUGGGGGAAUGUCAGUCAGAUGUGUGAGAUUUAAAAAAAAAAAAAAAAAAAAAAAAAAGGCUCAGCUUUUUGGGGGGUUUAUUAGAAUAA
Messenger RNA from Myripristis murdjan (pinecone soldierfish), 2790 nucleotides. It is a transcript of the gene ppp1r12c, whose product is annotated as protein phosphatase 1, regulatory subunit 12C. Lineage: Eukaryota; Metazoa; Chordata; Actinopteri; Holocentriformes; Holocentridae. Gene Ontology annotation, biological process: signal transduction. The coding region runs from base 125 to 2269 and encodes 714 amino acids. Gene Ontology annotation, cellular component: cytoplasm. Gene Ontology annotation, molecular function: protein kinase binding; phosphatase regulator activity; enzyme inhibitor activity. The transcript is spliced from 20 exons. The record is from RefSeq and is a predicted model, not a curated record.